Molecule: messenger RNA, 1153 nt
Organism: Cladophialophora immunda
Lineage: Eukaryota; Fungi; Ascomycota; Eurotiomycetes; Chaetothyriales; Herpotrichiellaceae
Exons: 2
Coding region: 204-923 (239 amino acids)
Biological process (GO): ribose phosphate biosynthetic process
Molecular function (GO): sedoheptulose-bisphosphatase activity
Source: RefSeq, a predicted model, not a curated record
CUUCGGUGGUUUCUGAACUCGAUAGAGUGAUAGACUGGUUUUGCGGACUGUUCUGCUGCGUCUACCACCGCUUGAUAGACUUUUCAACUUUCUGCUCUUUCGCUUGCCGUUUCCAGCCCGGAGCCGGGACGCCAACAUCCACCACCGCAUCUAAUAGAGCCGUGUAAUCCGGAUCCCAGGGCGACAUCUGACUGUGGCCCAACAUGUCCGACAAAGACGCCGCGACGCCGCGACUGUUUCUCAUACGCCACGGUGAAACCGAAUGGUCUCGUAAUGGACGCUUUACAGGCAUCACCGACCUCCCCCUUCUGCCCGACGGCGAAGAGAAGGUCCGCCAAACGGCCUCCGUCGUGUUCGGCCCCGGACGCUUAAUAGACCCAAGCAAAGUGGCGUCCAUUGUCUGCAGCCCGAGGCAACGUGCACAACGGACGCUCCAACUCCUCAUGGACCAGAUCCAAGACCCCCGCGCACGCACCGCGCUCGCCGGGAAGAUUGACGCGACGGAAGACAUCGCGGAAUGGGGCUACGGCGACUACGAAGGCCUUCACCAGCACCAGAUCGAAUACCUCCGCAGGUCGAGGGGCUUGGACAAAGACCGACCCUGGGACAUCUGGCGGGACGGCUGCGAGGGACCUGGAGGCCACACUCCCGCCCAGGUGACGGAGCGACUCGACCGGGUUAUUGGGCAGAUAACGUCGAUCCACCGGCAAGGGUUGCAGGAUGGCAAUCGGAAAUGCGAUGCUGUGGUUGUGGCGCACGGCCAUAUCCUGCGAGCUUUUGUGAAACGGUGGCUGAAGCUGGAACUGGGCACCCCGAUGGAGCUGAUGCUUGAGCCUGGUGGCGUUUGCGGGUUGAGUUAUGCUCACGGCGACGUCGAGGCCAGGGCAGUGCUUGUGGGCAUGAGUUUCCCGGGCUCUGCAUGAUCCAACUCUGCGUCUUUUGGGCUUUGCCCAUCCCCGUCCAUGCUGCGCUCUUUCUCUGCCCCUUCGGCCUUUGGGUUAACAACCCUUGCCCCAGAGUGGCAGGUUCACAGACUCGCCGGUCUGAGGGAUUCUCUUCUGGUGCUACGGGAUCCUUCGCCUGUUCGCCUCUCUCCUAGACUCUUUGCCUAAUUAGAAAUAGAUAUGUCAAAUAGACUCAAAUGCUACCUCGG